CAUAAAGAUGGAACUCACCUUUGGUGGGAUUUCGGAUAAGCUUUUCAUCUCUUCAGAAAAAUCUCCCUCCCUACGGUGCCAGAGAAAAGCCGACGCGGAUGGGUCGGAUAUCGGCAGCAGCGGGACUAUUAACGGCAACAGCAGCUGUACCCCACUUCUCUCCUCCCGCCACCGCCGCCGCCGCCACCAGAGCCCGCACCAGAACCAUCCUCGCCUCCCAGACCGCCAGACCUUCUCAUAGAACAAACGGCUCUCCGCCACGGAAGCAACCCUCAGUGGCGGAGGUCGAGCGGGCUAUAGGGGUCGCCAGCGACCCCUUCCAAUCCUCAACGUCGUCAUCCUCUUCUCCAUUUCUGGACUUCGUCUCCUCUACUCCCAUCGGGCAGGCCGAGGGUCCUACGGAGAGGAAGAUCCGUGAGACGGCGGAAUGGGUGGUUGAUCACACCGAGGCCCAUGCUCGCUCCGGGCAGCGGAUUCUGAUGAUGUUGUCUCUCAAAAUCUUGCCAGUGUGGCUCUUGCUUCUCCUGGUCGCAUCUGGGGUCGUAAAGCUUCCAUUUGAUCUCCCAUUUAUGGAUGAUUUAAUUACAUAAGUAUCAAUUAGUAUGUAUGCUUUCUCCAUGUCCUGUUAAAUGUAUGGUGUACAUUCCUGAUGGGAAGUUCUUAUGCAUGAACAAGAUAUCCUGCGAAUGUGUGAACUUAUCGCUGUUACACCCACCCUUUUUGAAUUGAGCAUGUGGAAGUGCUCAAGAUUGUAAAUCCCAUCUUAUUAUGCAAUUAGAAAACUAUUUGACCUUUCUAUGA
Molecule: messenger RNA, 801 nt
Organism: Elaeis guineensis (African oil palm)
Lineage: Eukaryota; Viridiplantae; Streptophyta; Magnoliopsida; Arecales; Arecaceae
Product: probable NAD(P)H dehydrogenase subunit CRR3, chloroplastic
Biological process (GO): photosynthetic electron transport in photosystem I
Cellular component (GO): NAD(P)H dehydrogenase complex (plastoquinone); chloroplast thylakoid membrane
Source: RefSeq, a predicted model, not a curated record